CAUCUUCCGUCGCCGAGCGCAGGUCGCAGGUCGCUCGUUUGCAUGACGAGUGUCAGCAGCAGGGCAGCGCCAGUCCAGUUCACACGCCGCGCGCAGCCAGUCAUCGACACAAUGCCCCUUUCUACUUUAACAAAACGAAAAGUCGACGCAGAAAACCGGCAAAUCCAGAAUAUCACGGCACGGUGAACUGCAAAAAUCUGCCUUUCUAUUGAUCACUAAAUAACCCUCAACCGAGAGCACGAUGGUGCACAAUUUCUCCGACUGUGAGCGGUUCCAAAUUGCCCUGCUGCCCUCGGUGUACGGGGUUGAGUUCAUCGUGGCCCUGACAGGAAACCUGUUUGCCCUGUGGCUGCUGGUGGUCAGAGAGAGAAGGAACUGGCACACCGGCGUCGUCUUGUCCUGUAACCUGGCCAUCAGCGACCUGCUCUACAUCCUCACCCUGCCUCUGCUGAUCGUCUACUAUUCGCUGGGGAAACACUGGGUGUUCGGCGACGCCGCGUGUAUAAUCGAGAGGUUUCUCUUCACCUGCAACCUCUACGUGAGCAUUUUCUUCAUCAUGGCGAUAAGCAUGAACCGGUGCGUGGCCCUCGCGUGUCCCUUCUUCACCCGCUCCCAUGUGCGGCCUGCCCACGCCAAAGCCGCCAGCGUCAUCAUCUGGGUCGUCGUGGGAGGCAUUUCCGGCCCCGUGUUGAAAUUUGCAACUGUUUGCCACAAUGUGCAUACUGAUAAGACUCUGUGCGUGUCCUUCUGUGACCAGAAUCCUGCGGAUGAGAUCCCUCACUUCACUUACAAAGUGUUUCUGGCAGUGUUUGGCUGUCUGGUUCCCUUCGUGGUUACUUUCGCUUCCUAUUGCGUGGUGAUUUGGGUGGUGUGGAAAAAUGUCAGUAUUACCUCGCUGGAGAAGCGCAAGGUGGCUCUGUUGGUCACAUCGGUGCUCGUGCUGUACGCCGUUUCCUUUGUGCCGUACCACGUCUUUCAGACCUACCACUUGUACCUGAGGGUCCGCUAUCCAGACAGCUUUGUCUGUUGGGUCUACACCAUGUACCAAGUGUCCAAGGGCCUGGCAAUCCUCAACAUGUGCAUCCACCCAAUCCUGUACAUGGCUUUGUUUGACAGUAUAAGAGUGGCGUGUUGUGGGAAGAGCUCAGAGGACAACGGCGGUGUGGUGAUGAGAAAGUAAGAGCUGCUGCCCGCCAGCUUUUCUGUGAUGCACAUCCUUGUUUCAUUUUUGAGAAAUUUUGUAUUCUGCAAAGAAAUUAUUUCCACAGAAGAUCUUGCGCUUAAUGCUUGACAACAUUUUUCUUAUUACCAUUUCCCUGUAUUAUCCACUUUGAAACAUAACCUUUUGUAAUAAAAAAAACCCCACCUUUGAUUAUCA
Molecule: messenger RNA, 1378 nt
Organism: Scophthalmus maximus (turbot)
Lineage: Eukaryota; Metazoa; Chordata; Actinopteri; Pleuronectiformes; Scophthalmidae
Gene: p2ry11
Product: purinergic receptor P2Y11
Exons: 3
Coding region: 242-1180 (312 amino acids)
Biological process (GO): cellular response to ATP; G protein-coupled receptor signaling pathway; calcium-mediated signaling
Cellular component (GO): plasma membrane
Molecular function (GO): neurotransmitter receptor activity; G protein-coupled ATP receptor activity
Source: RefSeq, a predicted model, not a curated record